UUACCUAGCAUAAUAUGUAAAGCAUUUUGCUUCAAAAUAUUUCAGCCUCAGAUCCGGAAAAUUUUCACGCCUUAGGACAUGUCUUUUUCCAAAUUAUAAGUAUCUGCAUAUUAUACCGAGAAAAUUAAAGGUGAAAAAGAGAUUGUGAAAUGAACAAGCAGACCAAGGAAUGGUCUCGAGCUCGGCUUUGCAAGCCCAAGGAUAAUCUUACCACAGAGGCUGGAAAACGGGAACGCUUUGUGCCAUCCUGCGAACUUGAGUACUCCCCCGUAUCGAUGUCUCACCUGAUUGGAUGGGAAUACGCCCGGAUUUGGCUACGCGAUCGCGAUAAAUUUAUCCAGCAACGUGAACGCGCAGUCAAAGCGAAAUAUAUCAAGAACGACUUCGAGUGGUGGUUGAAAUUGCGCAAAACAUCCAAAAAGUUCUGCAAAGUUGGGGCAUAAGUCCGGAAAAAAUAAUAAAAGUUUUGCGAUCUGGCA
Molecule: messenger RNA, 479 nt
Organism: Drosophila suzukii
Lineage: Eukaryota; Metazoa; Arthropoda; Insecta; Diptera; Drosophilidae
Source: RefSeq, a predicted model, not a curated record